This is a messenger RNA of Paramisgurnus dabryanus, 5150 nucleotides long. RefSeq lists its product as uncharacterized. The record is from RefSeq and is a predicted model, not a curated record. Lineage: Eukaryota; Metazoa; Chordata; Actinopteri; Cypriniformes; Cobitidae.
GUUAACAUUGGGUGGGUGGGACAACUGGGUGUGACAACAUUUUAAGAGUGUUUUAUUUCGAGGGAAUAAAUAUUUCUUUUAUUCACAUGACAUCGGUUAAAACAAACACCGUCAUUUCGAAGUAGUUUUUGAUCGAUAUUUUGAACAAUAUCGCUUUUUGCGCAAAUGCGUGAAUGGAAUGCAAAUCAGCCUGACUUUCAGUAAUCAGACACUGAAAUACUUAAAUAACUUUUUCGUUUUGAACUCAAACACCCACAGCAACAUGAAGACGAUCACGUUACUCUUCAUCAUCUCUUUAUUAAUUUACGGUGUUGUUACAGAUGAGUCAGUGUCAGUGUAUGAGGGAGAUUCUGUUACUCUACACAAUGAUCUUACUGAUUCACAGACAGAUGAUCUGAUAGACUGGAGGUUUGGAGAUCAACAGGAUCUUAUAGCUAAAAUCAACAGAGCAGACAAUAAUUUACUCAGAAUAAAUGCUGAUGUUCUUGAUGGGAGAUUUAGAGAGAGACUGCAGGUGAAUGAUCAGACUGGAGAUCUCACCAUCACAAACAUCACAACUCAACACACUGGAGAUUAUCAACUAUACAUCAACGGAGAGACGAUCACAAGAAAGACCUUUAACAUUAAUGUGUCUGGGGAUAAGGUGAAGACAGUGAUGGUGGGAGAUUCUGUCAUUAUAGUCAAAAAUGUUAUCGAGAAACCAGGCGAUGAGAAGAUGAUGUGGAGGAUUCAACACAACAACUCUCCUGUUGCUAAAAUGACUGGAACAGAAUUAACUUAUGAUGUCCUUGAUGUGAGAUUCAGAGACAGACUUCAGGUGGAUGAUCAGACUGGAGAUCUCAUCAUCACAAACAUCACGCCUGAUGACUCUGGAUCUUAUGAAGUAUAUAUGACUGUCGGCAGACACAUAUAUACUAUACACAGAUCAUUCAAUGUCAAUGUCAAAGAGCAGAGAGGUCGGUCUACAAGUGAUGUAGCAGGAAUAUCUCUUAUCAGCCUGCUUAUUACUACUGCUGCUGCUGCUGUUGUUGUUGCUGGUGUGUUUUACUAUCACAAGAUCAGUAAAACAAUAAAAAUAUUGGAUGAAAAGAUUAAAGUGGAGAAAGGUCAUAAUGCUGUUCUACAGACUGGUCUGAAAGAACUAAAGGCAGGUGAUAAGAUUGAAUGGAGAUAUGGACAAGAUACAGAGAUGAGAGAUGCUUUGAUAAUGUGGCCAUGGAGAUCUCCAGGUACUCUCAUAGCUAAACGUGAUAAAGAAGGCUUCAACACUUAUAAUGGUCCUGAUGAGAGAUUCAAGUACAAACUGAGUUUGGAUCCUGAGACUGGAGAUCUCGCCAUCAAUGAUGUCAGUAAUAAACACUUUGGAGUUUAUCAACUAAAAUUCACCAGUGGUGGAAUAACCUCAUACAAGAGAUUCAAAGUGUUUGUCACAGGUACAACAAAACUGACGGUGUAUGAGGGAGAAUCUGUUCAUCUGGAGACUAAACUUACUGCCAUACAGAGAGAUGAUGUAAUUGAGUGGACAUAUCGAUCUGAAGACUGUGUCAUAGCUAAAAUCAAUCCUGCCAACAAUAUCUUCAGUACAUAUGAUGGUGAUGAUGGUGAAUUCAGAGACAGACUGCACCUGGAUCCACAAACUGGAGAUCUCACCAUCGAUGACAUCACAUGGGGACACCGUGGAUAUUAUACACUGAAGAUCAUCACAGAUGGAGAAACCUUAUACAGGAGACUCCUUUUGCCUGUCAAAUGGAAUACAGUGUGUGUGGAUAAUGGAUACUCUGUUGAUCUGGAGACUGAUCUUACUGACAUACAGAGAGAUGAUCUGAUAAAGUGGAGAUUUGGAGAAACUCUCAUAGCUGAAAUCAAUCCUGCAAACAAUAUCUUCAGGACAUAUGAUGGUGAUGAUGAUCUAUUCAGAGAUAAACUGAAUCUGAAUCAUCAGACUGGAGAUCUCAACAUCAAUGACUUCAGAAGGGAACAUAAAGGAGAUUAUCGACUGAAGAUCAUCAGAGGAGGAAAAACAUCAUAUAAGAGAUUCAGUGUGUGUCUUGGAUUUUCAAUGCUGAAGGUGGAUGAGGGGAAAUCUGUCAAUCUGAAGACUAAAGUUACUGACAUAAAGACAGAUGAUGUGAUAGAGUGGAGAUUCAAAGGAACUCUCAUAGCUGAAAUCAAUCCUGCCAACAAUAUUUUCAGUACAUAUGAUGGUGAUGAUGAUCUAUUCAGAGAUAAACUGAAGCUGAAUGAUCAGACUGGAGAUCUCACCAUCAAUGACUUCAGAGAGGAACAUAAAGGAGAUUAUAGACUGAAGAUCAUCAGAGGAGGAAAAACCUUAGAAAGGCUUAUAGAUCUGUUUAUCAGAUUUACAGGUGAAAUAGCAGGAAAACUGUUCACGAGCGAGGGAGUAUCUGUCGAUCUGGACACUUAUCUUAAUGACAUAAAGAGAGUUGAGAAGAUCGAGUGGAGAUUUAAUGAAACUCUCAUAGCUGAAAUCAAUCCUGCCAACAAUAUCUUCAGUAUAUAUGAUGAUGAUUAUGAUCUGUUCAGAGAUAAACUGAAGCUGAAUAAGCGCACUGGAGAUCUCACCAUCAAAAAGAUCAGAGAUGAACAUGAAGGAGUUUAUGAAGUGAAGAUCAUCAGAGACGGAGAAACCUCAUACAGAAGAACAAUUGUGUUUAUCUCUGGGAAAAAACUGGAAGUGUAUGAGGGAGAAUCUGUUGAUCUGAAGACUAAAGUUAAAGACAUAAGGACAGAUGAUGUGAUAAAGUGGAGAUUUAAUGGAACUCUCAUAGCUGAAAUCAAUCUUGCAAACAAUAUCUUCAGUACAUAUGAUGGUGAUGAUGAUCUAUUCAGAGAUAAACUGAAGCUGAAUGAUCAGACUGGAGAUCUCACCAUCAAAGACAUCAGACAGAAACACGCUGGACUUUAUAGACUGGAGAUCAUCAGAGAUGGAGAAACCUCAGACAGGUUUUUUACUGUGUCUGUCAGAGCUCCCAGAGGAGAAGAUCCAGUAAGGAAGAGAAAUCAGCAAUUAGUGGUGUAAGUGCAACACAACAUUACAAACACAUCAGCAUCACAUCUCUUAUAAGAUCACCACCCUCGUGUCAAUAAGUUUAAACAAUACACCUGUGGUGCUGAUGAACCGUUUCUGUUUCAAUAAAUAUCCAUAAAAGAAUAUUAUAUUCAUAAAAAAGGAAAGUUGGAAAACAUCUGUUGUUCAGAUUGAUCUACAGAUAAACUAUCUUCUUUAUUUUAAACAUUAAUAUCAGCUUUCAUAUCUGUUUCUAUAUACAGACAUUGUGUACUGCAUGUAAUAUUUGUUGUUUCAUUCAGCAGUAUUUCUGAUGUUUGUCUUUUUGUUGAUAUUAGUUGACAUCAAAACUGUCCCUGUAUCCAAGUAUUCAUACUUUCACUAAUGCACAGUGUGCAAAACAAAAAGUGUUUAUAUGUGAAUCUGUAGAUGAAACGGUGUUUUAAUGUUACACUGAUGAUCUGCUGAUCUUCACUUCUAGUUCAUGUCUAACCAGUGGUCAGUUUUCUAUCCCAUAAUGCCACAGAUGCCGAGGAGCCAUUAGAUUCAUGAAGUAAAACAAACAUAAAUACAUAUAGACUGGACUCAGGCAACUGUUAAGUAAUGCAGUUGUGUUGUGUUCCUGUAGUUUAACUGAUAAUGUGUGACGCUAGCAGCAGCUUUAGGUUUAAUGUCUCUCUUAUAUGUUUAUCAAUAUUAGCAGAUAUACCAAAGAAUAAAUGCAAUACAGGUAACAAAAACAUGAUUCCUGUGGUUAAAUUGCUCGGAUCAACAUAUUGUCACAUAUUUUCAGGAAUAUAUUUAUACUAAACACCUGUGUACAUGAAGCAUGAUCUUUAUUGAGAAGUAAAUAGCGUUCAUAGUCUGUAAAGUACACAGAUUCAACUCAUGUAGCUCUAAAAAAAAGUGUUUGUGUUGAAGACACUAGAAAUCAGAUUUUGAUGAUUCAGUGUUACAUUAGUCCCUUUCACACAUACAGUCUUUACUGGUAAUUUACUGGUAAAUUGCAGUUAACAUGUCAUGUGUGAACAGAACCUUUCCGGUAAAUCAGUGCUCCCAAUUUACCAGUAAGACAGGUUGUAAGAUUAACGGUAAUUUGCCGGUAAGCGCUGUGUGUGAACGAAAAAUAUAGCAUUACCGGCAUUUAGAUGACGUCAGACCGCGCUGACAGAUCGGGCGGGCCAAUCAGAAAGUUUUUUAUACAGGUGACGCAGACUGUUUACGGACGUUUCCACACACAUGUUGCUUAAAAGUCGAGCACACCUGAAGUUAACAUCCACAUUUCUUCACCAAAGUUGUUUAAAACAGCUUACCAUCUAAUUGCCAAAUUGCCGACGUCCUUAGCACACCAUCUGUGCAGCCUAAUGUGCAAACGCGCAGGUUCCGUUUGACGCCGCCUAACGCAAUGUUGUUUGGUCACAAGCAACUUCGCGACCGUUUGCCACAGAUGUGAAAACAACAAAAUACGAACCGUGGAUAUUAAGUCAUAACCCGCCGUUUACAAAUACGACACGGACGGAGCUCGCCGGCCGCGCGCCACAGGUAACUUCCGCUUUCUCUCCGAAUUUACCGGUAUUUUGAUACUGAUGUGUGAAUGAUGUCUUACUGGUAAAAAGACGGAAUGUCACUGCAUGUGUGAACAGCACAUUUUUGUAUUUACUGGUAAAUUCAUUCUGGUAAAUUCAUGGUAAUUUACCAGAAUUACUGUGUGAAAGAGGCUAUUGACUGAUAGAUUCUGUGUGUUUGCCAAAUGUUUACAUUUUAUACUCUGUACCUUGUUUUUUUAUUAUUGCCAGAAUUAAUAAUAAUUAACUACUAAGAUACAUUUUGUUAUUGUAUAUUAAUAUUGUUUGUGUCAUAGAGACUUAUACAGUACAGUACAUUAUACAAUAUGUUGUGUUUUUUCUUUGAUUAUUAGUGUGAGACUGAAUCAUGCAUCAAUUUAUAGCACUUAAUUCAAAGCUCCUAAUGUACUUAACCAAAUGUCUCUUGUCCUUCACUUUAAUCUCUUUUAUUUUGUCUUUCUAUGAACAUUAUGUGUAUUGUUACAGCAUUCAUAUGACAAAUCACUUUUUAUAUUCCUCAUUUGCACUUUAAUAAAUAAAAUCAUUUGAUAAAACUC